This is a messenger RNA of Lucilia sericata (common green bottle fly), 1574 nucleotides long. RefSeq names its product neuropeptide CCHamide-1 receptor. The annotation marks the transcript as partial. The record is from RefSeq and is a predicted model, not a curated record. Gene Ontology annotation, molecular function: G protein-coupled peptide receptor activity. The transcript is spliced from 7 exons. Gene Ontology annotation, biological process: G protein-coupled receptor signaling pathway. Gene Ontology annotation, cellular component: membrane. NCBI's taxonomy places the organism in Eukaryota, Metazoa, Arthropoda, Insecta, Diptera, Calliphoridae.
UUAUAUAUUUUCCCUGGCUCUGGCGGAUUUACUUGUGAUAGUGACGACGGUACCCUUAACCUCUACAGUUUAUACGGUAGAUUCAUGGCCAUGGGGUAGUUUUCUUUGUACACUAUCAGAAUUCUUUAAAGAUGUAUCAAUAGGUGUAUCAGUUUUUACCCUAACGGCUUUAUCGGGGGAUCGUUAUUUUGCCAUAGUCGAUCCUUUAAGAAAAUUUCAUGCUCAUGGAGGUGGUAAACGUGCCACACGCAUGACCAUCGCUAUUGCUCUAUUAAUUUGGGUCUUAGCCAUUAUAUGUGGUCUACCAGCUUUAAUUGGCACAUAUGUCAAGAAAGUUGAAAUCAACAGCAGUAAAUCGUUUUCUUUGUGCUAUCCAUUUCCGGAGGAAUGGGGUUUAGAGUAUGCCAAGAUAAUGGUGCUGCUACGGUUUUUAGUUUACUAUGCCAUACCACUGGUAAUUAUUGGUGUGUUUUAUGCCUUAAUAGCCAGACAUUUGAUGUAUGCAGCAAAUGUGCCGGGCGAAAUGCAUGGUGCUGUUAGACAGGUACGUGCCCGCCGCAAAGUGGCAUUGACAGUUUUGGCUUUUGUGGUUAUUUUUGGCAUUUGUUUUCUGCCAAUUCACGUUUUCAUGUUGUGGUUCUAUUACUGGCCUACUGCCCAGGACGAUUACAAUUAUUUUUGGCAUGUACUACGUAUUGUAGGUUUCUGUUUAUCCUUUGCCAACAGUUGUGCCAAUCCGGUGGCAUUGUAUUUUGUUAGUGGAGCAUUUCGAAAGCAUUUCAAUAGGUAUUUAUUUUGUGAAGGCUCGCGCACCAUGUGCAAACAUCGCGAUACAUCGUUGACAGCAUCACGACGUUACUAUCAUUCCAGAAGGUCAUGUUUUCAUCAAAGUACCAUCAGAAGUCGCCUUCAGGAGACCACAAUAACAAUGCUAACGAAUGGCAACAAUCAUAAUAGUUGCAACAAUAUGGUAGGUGGAGGUAGUGGUGUUGGUGGUGGUGCCACCGGUAACUUUUCAAAUGAUGACACAGUAGAUGUGGCACUCACAAGUGAUUACUGUCAUCAACAUCAGCACUCGCAUCAGCUCAUGUGAGAUUAUAUGAAUCAUCAUCAUCCUCAUCAAAGUCAUCAUCAACAUAAAGCAUCAGCAACACUUACUGGAUCUGUGGAUGGUUGUCAGCGUGAGUGUUACGAAAUGGACAGCCUGUCAAAAAGUAGACCAUGUCCAGGUCGAAGAAAAUCUCUAGCGUCACUACAACUACAUUCACAAUCAACUUCGUUAGCGCCAGCAAAAUCAUUAUCAUGUAAAUACGCUUUAAAGGGAUCUACACAUUUGCAUCACUGUAAAUGUCAAGCUCUUCAUAACACAUCGAAAUCAACGAAAGGACAUUCUAGAAAUGGGUUCAAGCAACAUGGUCUGACUACAAUGUGUGAGGGAGUAUAAACGCUCUGUCAUAGUUUUAAGGAUAUAGAAUAAAACAAAAACGAAAAAUGAUGCAGGGAUACAAUGAUUUCUUUUUAGCUUAAUAUAAGGACAUUUGGAAGUUUCAAAAACUUCCUAUGUUUUUCCAUUA